Messenger RNA from Populus nigra (black poplar), 3112 nucleotides. Its product is annotated as MDIS1-interacting receptor like kinase 2-like. The record is from RefSeq and is a predicted model, not a curated record. NCBI's taxonomy places the organism in Eukaryota, Viridiplantae, Streptophyta, Magnoliopsida, Malpighiales, Salicaceae. Gene Ontology annotation, biological process: protein phosphorylation. Gene Ontology annotation, molecular function: protein binding; protein kinase activity; ATP binding. The transcript has 2 exons. Bases 17 to 2905 code for a protein of 962 amino acids.
UUAAACCACCAAGGCCAUGGCUUCCCAAAUCUUGCUUUUAUCCAUACCUUUGUUGUUUAUUUCUGUAAUUGCUUAUGCUUCCUUCUUUACUUAUUUUGCUUGCUCAGCUACUGGAGCUGAAGUAGCAAAUGGAAGGAAACAAGCAGAAGCUCUUCUAAAAUGGAAAGUCAGUCUUGACAACCAAAGCCAGUCUCUCUUGUCUUCAUGGAAAGGAGACAGGCCUUGCAACUGGGUAGGAAUCCGUUGCGACACGUCUGGUGUUGUCACCAACAUAAGUCUGUCUCAUUAUAGGUUGAGAGGUACGCUUAAUAGUCUCAGAUUCUCUUCCUUUCCUAACUUGAUUGAGCUUAUCCUUCGCAACAACUCGCUCUACGGGUCAGUUCCUUCCCAUAUAGGUAACCUUUCCAACCUCAUCAUCCUUGACUUGUCUUUAAAUAGCAUUUCUGGCAACAUACCACCAGAAGUUGGAAAAUUGGUAUCUCUUUAUUUGCUUAGUUUUUCAAAAAACAACCUUAGUGGUGUUCUUCCUACGUCCAUAGGAAACUUAAGCAACUUGUCUUUUCUUUACCUUUACGAAAACAAACUCUCUGGUUUCAUACCUUGGGAAGUAGGAAUGCUUGAACAUCUAUCUACCCUUCAUUUGGCCGAUAAUAAUUUUGAAGGUCCAAUCCCUGCUUCCAUAGGAAAUAUGAAAUCUCUCACCAGUUUAGAUUUGACAUCUAAUUAUCUAACUGGUGCAAUACCAACAUCUCUAGGCAAUUUAAGAAGCUUAUCUGCACUUUCCCUUGGGAAGAACAAUCUUUCUGGUCCCGUUCCUCCAGAAAUGAACAAUCUUACACAUUUGUCUUUUUUACAAAUAGGUUCUAAUAGAUUGUCUGGAAAUCUACCACAAGAUGUGUGCCUUGGUGGAUUGCUUUCAUAUUUUGGUGCGAUGGACAAUUAUUUCACGGGACCUAUCCCGAAAAGCUUGAAAAAUUGCAGCCGUUUGGUGAGACUCAGACUUGAGAGAAACCAACUUAAUGGAAACAUAUCUGAAGCUUUUGGCACACAUCCCCAUUUGUACUACAUCGAUUUGAGUGAUAAUGAAUUGCAUGGUGAACUUUCAUGGAAAUGGGAGCAGUUUAACAAUCUGACAACUUUCAGAAUUUCUGGAAACAAAAUAUCUGGAGAAAUACCAGCUGCUCUUGGAAAGGCAACUCGUCUACAAGCUCUUGACCUUUCAUCAAAUCAACUAGUUGGGAGAAUUCCAAAAGAAUUGGGAAAUUUAAAGUUGAUUAAACUUGAACUCAACGAUAACAAACUUUCAGGUGAUAUUCCAUUCGAUGUCGCAUCGCUAUCUGAUCUCGAAAGGCUUGGCCUGGCCGCGAACAAUUUUAGUGCAACGAUUCUUAAACAGCUUAGCAAGUGCUCAAAACUGAUAUUCUUGAAUAUGAGCAAGAAUAGAUUCACAGGGAUUAUUCCUGCUGAGACGGGGUCUUUACAGUACUCUCUUCAAAGUCUUGAUCUCAGUUGGAAUUCCCUGAUGGGAGAUAUAGCGCCAGAGCUUGGACAGCUGCAGCGGCUAGAGGUUUUAAACCUCUCCCAUAAUAUGCUGUCUGGUCUCAUUCCAACCAGUUUUAGUAAACUGCAAAGCCUCACUAAAGUGGAUGUAUCCUAUAACAAGUUAGAGGGUCCCAUCCCAGACAUCAAAGCCUUUCGUGAGGCACCAUUUGAAGCAAUUCGUAACAACACCAACCUGUGUGGCAAUGCUACUGGUUUGGAGGCUUGUGCAGCUCUCAUGAAAAACAAAACUGUGCACAAGAAGGGCCCCAAAGUUGUCUUUUUUACUGUAUUUUCUCUGCUGGGUGGUUUGUUGGGCCUGAUGGUAGCUUUUCUUAUCUUUUUCCAAAGAAGAAGAAAGCAAAGGUUAAUGGAAACACCACAAAGAGAUGUUCCCGCGAGAUGGUGCCCUGGUGGGGAACUGCGCUACGAGGACAUCAUUGAGGCUACUGAGGAAUUCAACUCCAAAUAUUGCAUUGGUACAGGAGGGUAUGGAGUAGUUUACAAAGCUGUACUUCCAUCAGAACAAGUCCUUGCCGUGAAGAAGUUUCACCAAACAGCAGAAGUUGAGAUGACCACCUUGAAAGCUUUUAGAAGCGAGAUUGAUGUCUUAAUGUGUAUACGGCAUCGAAAUAUUGUGAAGCUGUAUGGUUUCUGCUCGCAUGCCAAACACUCAUUUUUGGUAUAUGAAUUUGUGGAAAGGGGAAGUUUAAGAAAGGUAUUGAACGACGAGGAACAAGCAGCAAAGAUGGAUUGGGAUAAAAGGAUAAACCUUAUCAAAGGCGUUGCCAAUGCUUUAUCCUACAUGCACCAUGACUGCUCUCCUCCGAUUAUUCAUAGAGACAUUUCCAGCAACAAUGUUCUUUUGGAUUCAGAAUAUGAGGCUCAUGUCUCUGACUUCGGCACAGCUAGGCUCUUAAUGCCUGACUCAUCCAAUUGGACAUCAUUUGCUGGCACCUUUGGGUACACAGCUCCAGAGCUGGCAUACACAAUGAAAGUGGAUGAAAAAUGUGAUGUGUAUAGCUUUGGAGUUGUAACAUUGGAAGUAAUGAUGGGAAAGCAUCCUGGCGAUUUCAUCUCAUCUCUGAUGUUAUCUGCUUCCACCUCCUCAUCAUCACCAAUCGGUUGCAAUACACUCUUGAAGGAUGUCUUAGACCAGCGCCUCCCGCCUCCUGAAAUCAAACCUGCGAAAGGUAUGGCACAUGUUGCAAAACUAGCAUUUGCUUGCUUGCAGACCGAUCCCCAUCAUCGGCCAACAAUGCGACAAGUUUCUACAGAGCUUACAACUCGUUGGCCUCCAUUGCCAAAGCUAUUCAGCACGAUGGAAUUGGAAGAUAUACUGUUUCACAGAAAUGUUAUUGGCUGAAUUUUUACAGUAUACCUGGCCGUCUUGUGAAAAACAACUUGUCAAGUCAUCGCCAAUGGCUCAGCUGGCAAUAGCGUCCCCGUCCCCUCAAGAGGAGUUAUUGUCUGUGUUAGAUAUUUCGUCCAAAGCUUCAUUUUAGAUGAACUUGGUGAAUGUCAUGAAUCUUGUAAUUUAUUACCUUCAUUUGUAUCAAUGACCUUCCUGCUA